Messenger RNA from Camelina sativa (false flax), 1643 nucleotides. Its product is annotated as cytochrome P450 708A2-like. The record is from RefSeq and is a predicted model, not a curated record. Gene Ontology annotation, molecular function: iron ion binding; heme binding; monooxygenase activity. Gene Ontology annotation, biological process: multicellular organism development; sterol metabolic process; brassinosteroid homeostasis. NCBI's taxonomy places the organism in Eukaryota, Viridiplantae, Streptophyta, Magnoliopsida, Brassicales, Brassicaceae.
UCAUUGUUGAGAGAAGAAAAGAAGUUCACAUGGUAGAAUUUUAUGAGUUAUUGGCUCUGGUAGUUUCACUCAUUGUGGUCACGUUAUUUCAUUGGAUCUAUCAGUGGAGAAAUCCGAAAACCAAUGGAAAACUACCACCAGGAUCCAUGGGUUUUCCGAUCAUUGGAGACACUUUUGAGUUCAUGAAGCCUCAUGACGUUCUUCAAUUUCCGACAUUCAUCAAGGAAAGAGUUCUCAGAUAUGGACCAGUUUUUCGGACAAGCUUAUUUGGAAGCAAAGCUAUAAUCUCGUUGGAUUUUGAACUGAACCUGGAAAUAGCAAAGGCAAAUCAUGUUCCAGGUAUCACGAAGAGCAUAUCACGACUAUUUGGGAAAAACAACUUGUUUAUUCAGAGCAAGCAGUCCCAUAAACAUGUCCGGAACUUGACAUUUCAAUUGUUGGGUCCAAAAUAUUUAAAGCUAAAGAUGGUACAAGACGUCGAUGUUUUGGCUCGCACAUACAUGGAGGAAGGAGCCAGGAACGGCUGUCUCGACGUCAAGGAAACAUCAAGCAAGAUCUUAAUUGAAUGUCUUGCAAAGAAAGUUAUGGGUGAAAUGGAACCAGAGGCAGCAAAAGAACUUGCACUAUGUUGGAGAUAUUUUCCAAGGGAUUGGUUUCAAUUUUCUUGGAACAUUCCUGGGACUGGUGUCUAUCGAAUGAUGAAGGCAAGAAAGCGGAUGAUGAAGUUAAUAAAGGAAACAGUAUUAAAGAAGAGAGCAUCAGGAGAGGAGUUUGGGGAGUUUUUCAAGAUUAUCUUCGGAGAAAUGGAAGGCGGAGCGGAAAAAAUGAGCGUCGAGAAUGCGAUUGAAUACAUAUAUACUUUCUUUUUGAUUGCUAAUGAGACAACACCAGGGAUCCUUGCGGCUACAAUUAAACUCAUAAGCGAUCACCCUAAUGUCAUGCAAGAGUUGCAAAGAGAGCAUGAUAGAAUUGUCCAAGGUAAGCCCGAGAAGGAGGCUGGCUUAACAUGGGAAGACUACAAAUCAAUGACGUUCACCCAAAUGGUGAUAUAUGAGUCGCUUAGGAUCACAAGCACAGCGCCUACAGUACUUAGAAUGACUGAUCAUGAUUUCCAAGUUGGUGAUUAUACAAUUCCAGCUGGUUGGAUCUUCAUGGGCUAUGCUAAUGUCCAUUUUAAUCCGGAGAAGUAUGAUGACCCUCUAGCAUUUGAUCCAUGGCGCUGGAAGAGUGAAGACUUGGGCUCAAUCCUCUCCAAAUCGUACAUUGCCUUUGGCGCUGGUUCUAGACUAUGUGUAGGAGCUGAGUUCGCUAAGCUUCAGAUGGCCAUUUUUAUACAUCAUUUGUUUAGAUACAGGUGGUCAAUGAAGAAAGAGACUACAGUACUUCGUAGGUUUAUGCUUAUGUUUCCAUGUGGAUCUGAUGUUCAGUUCUCAUAUGAUACCAAAGUGGAUAACUCUGUUGGUUAUCGGAGCUAGUGGUUAUAUGUUAAGGUUGUUGGUUCGAAACCCAGAAUAAAACAAAUAUCAUUUUAUUUGUCCUACUGUUCUCUGGUUGCUACAAAUGGAUAAAAACCAUCUUUUAAGAGGCCAGUGGUCAAUAUAUAUGUUGAUAUAUCAUGAUUUUUGUGGUUUUUAACCAUGAUA